Solanum dulcamara is the source of this 1171-nucleotide messenger RNA. RefSeq lists its product as uncharacterized. The record is from RefSeq and is a predicted model, not a curated record. Bases 47 to 1144 code for a protein of 365 amino acids. The transcript has 2 exons. Gene Ontology annotation, molecular function: zinc ion binding; nucleic acid binding. NCBI's taxonomy places the organism in Eukaryota, Viridiplantae, Streptophyta, Magnoliopsida, Solanales, Solanaceae.
GUGGUGGAGAGUGUAUACGAGUUCCAGGCCAGUUGGGUCACCCCAGAUGACUUGGGAUGAGUUUGCUAGUGCCUUUUAUGACCGUUUCGUCCCCUGGAGUGUGAAGGAAGAGAGCCGAUUACGGUUUGAGAAUUUGAGGCAGGAGGGACUUACAGUUGCUGAAUAUGAGACUCGUUUCUACCAGCUGUCCAGACAUGCCGUGGCUGUCCUUCCUGAUGAGACAGAGCGGAUUCGCAGAUUUGUGCGAGGACUGAACUAUACUAUUCGUACAGCAGUUUUUCGACCGGCCCGUGAGGGCGCUUCUUUCCAGUCCAUUGUGGGUGCUGCCAAGGAGGCGGAGUUGAUGGAGAGAGAGGAGUUCGGGGACCCCAAGAGGGCCCGUGCUUCUGGUCAGUUUUCGGGUACCUCAUUUGGAGGUAAAGGGUCCUAUAGAGGAGGUGGUUCCUUUCAGCGUAGAGGGCCAGUUCAUGCAUCUAUGCCAGCUUCUGAGGAUGGUCAGACACCUCGUGGGUCAUAUAGUACAGGUCAGAGUUACCAGGGGUCGCAACAGAGGCAGAUGAGUCGGGGUAGUUAUACAAGUUCUGCAGGUUCAUCGCAGAGGUUUUCGCAUGGGAAAGUAUGUUAUACUUGUGGUGAUCCAGAUCAUCUUUCAUGGCAGUGUACAUCUCAGGGUCGAGGAGGAACCCAGCCUAGUUCUUCAGUUUUAGUUAGAGGAUCAGCACCGCCGGUCAGAGGUCGAGGUAGAGCCCAGGCUAGUAGAGGUGGUCGCACUCCUGGUAGGGGUGCUAGUGGUGCUAUAGUCCCUCAGGGAGGAGGUAGAGGUGUUGGGCAGGUCGGAGGUGGUAGGGGAGCUCAGUGUUAUGCUUUUCCAGGGAGACCCGAGGCUGAGGCUUCUGACGCCGUUAUCACAGUGGAGUUGGAUCCAGACUUGACAUUUGAGGAGGAACCUAUAGCCAUUCUAGAUAGGCAGGUUCGUAAGCUUAGAACCAAGGAGAUAGCUUCAGUGAAGGUACAAUGGAAGCACCGUUCCGUCGGAGAGGCGACUUGGGAAACAGAGGCUGAUAUGCGCGCUAGAUAUCCCCAGCUUUUCGAAGCUUCAGGUACCUCCUUUUACUUUAUGUUCGAGGACGAACAUGAUUUUUAGUGGUGGAUAAUGUAAUGACCCGUUUGG